GCAGGUGAAGAAUCAUCAAUAGGCCCAGUUCCCUUAGGUAUGGAAAGUGGAGUUAUUACUGACUCGCAGAUUAGUGCAUCUUCCGUGUAUGAUAAUACACAUGGCCCACAGAAUGGUAGAUUACAUUUCAAGGGGGCCAAAGCCCCAUUGGCGUUUGUAUCUGCUGGCUGGGAAGCUGAUCUGCUAAACACCAACCAAUGGCUGCAAGUGGAUCUUCGGAAUACCGCAAGGGUAAAAGGCAUAGCGACGCAGGGGAGACAUGAUUACGAUCAGUGGGUUACUAAAUAUAAGCUACAAUAUGGCGAC
Molecule: messenger RNA, 306 nt
Organism: Pocillopora meandrina
Lineage: Eukaryota; Metazoa; Cnidaria; Anthozoa; Scleractinia; Pocilloporidae
Source: the annotation of a GenBank genome assembly